AUGAUGUGGUUGCUUGGGAGUGUCGUUGCAGCUGCACUGAUUGCCUUAUAUCUACGCAGAUAUCCUACGAAUGUCAGUCAUAUCCCUAGAAUCCCGUUCUCAAGUUAUUUCUUCGGUCAUGUCAAAGAUAUUUCUGAUGAAUGCUUCGGGGAACGUAUGGUUAGCUGGACAAAUGAAUAUGGACACACUUACGUGAUAGAUUCCUUUUUAAGAGAGCCCUAUAUCCACACUAUGGAUAAGUCAGCACUUUACCAUAUUUUCCAGACGAACUCACAAAAUUACACCAAACCUAAGGCUUUCCGAGACGUAAUGAGAACGAUGAUAGGUCGUGAUGGCAUACUCAUCACUGAAGGCGCUCAGCACAAGAAGUUACGCAAAUUAAUGACACCGUCUUUCUUCACUGCUGGAAAUUUACAGAACUUCAUUCCAAUCAUUCAACAAAAAGCUACAGAAUUGGUUGAUGUUUUCAACAAUAAGGAGAAAGUGACAUGUGAUGUGCUGGACCCUUUGAUGAAUUUUUCUACUGAUGUUGUCGGUUUAAUUGGUUUCGGUUUCUCAUUCGAUAUGUUAAGCCCUGAAAGGAGACGUGAACAGCGUCAAUCAGACCUGCAACAGGCGGUAGAAAGGAUAUUUUCUUCGGCUGGUCCUUCUUCGCUCUUAGCGUCAGUUUCAUUUUUCAUGUCCUCAAUAAUGAUAAUUCCAACAAAGGCUUUAAAACUUAUAAAACAGGCCAUGAGCUUGCUCGAGCACGUUGGGUUGGAUCUAAUGAAGGAAAAGGAAGAGGCAGAAAAAGAGAAUGAAGAGAUUGGUGAAGAUUCAUUCCAGGGUAAAGAUAUACUGUCUUUGCUAAUGAAAUCAAAUCUCAAUCCUGAUCUCAAUCCAAGUGAUAAAAUGAGUACUUCGGAGGUCGUUUCGCAGAUUUCUACUUUCCUGCUUGCUGGACUUGAUACAACGUCAACUACGAUGACGUUUAUGCUCCACUCGUUAGCUUCGAAUAAACGAGUGCAAGAUAAAUUGCGUAGCGAGAUAAUCGAACACGCACUAAAUAUGAAUGAAUCAACCUCGCUUAAUGACGUCAAUGCACUUCCUUAUCUGGAUUUGGUGAUAAAAGAGGCACUCAGACUUAACGGACCUGUGCCUCUUGUUUUCAGGCAAGCUACAAAAGCCGAUGUCAUACCCUUAGCAAAUCCAGUGAAGGAUACAAAGACUGGUGAUAUGAUUUCACAGAUAGUGAUCAAGCCUGGUCAGAAGGUAGCGAUCGGAAUUCACUCAUACAACAAAUCUAACUUGAUGUGGGACAAACCACUAGAGUUCAUUCCAGAGCGGUACGAAAAUGACACCCACAGCCCACCUAAUCUAUCUUUCAUCGACGGCCAGAGAGUGUGCAUUGGAUUCAAAUUAGCUUCGCUUCAAAUGAAAAUUUCUACCAUUAACCUGAUUAAAAACUUUACAUUCUCGCUCCCUGAUCCACCACAGACCCUCGUGAGAGCGGGUAGAGUGGUACAUAAGCCUUACAUUGGCGAGCGCAAGUAUUUAGGUGCUAGAUUAGAAUUGCAAGUAAAUGAGUACAAGCUUUAA
Messenger RNA from Wallemia ichthyophaga EXF-994, 1578 nucleotides. RefSeq names its product putative cytochrome 6a18. Gene Ontology annotation, molecular function: oxidoreductase activity, acting on paired donors, with incorporation or reduction of molecular oxygen; monooxygenase activity; heme binding. The transcript is spliced from 2 exons. The record is from RefSeq and is a predicted model, not a curated record. Bases 1 to 1578 code for a protein of 525 amino acids. NCBI's taxonomy places the organism in Eukaryota, Fungi, Basidiomycota, Wallemiomycetes, Wallemiales, Wallemiaceae.